CGUACGUACGUCACGUAGAUCAUAGAUGUGUAUCAAGCUGUUACUAGUAGAUUCUAUUAGAUGUCGAAAUGUCCAAUUAAGCUAAUUUUACCUGUCAUAGUCUACCACAGUGACUGUGCAUUUGUCUGGAUGGAAAUCCAUCAACCAGUCUUGCUCCCACCUAGCAGCUGCAUCGAAAUCUAACUGGAGUGCAUCACAGUCACUUUGAGAUUUGAUGGUUAUGUAGAUAAUACUGUCGUCGGCAAACAGUCUGAGCUUACUGGAUUUUUUCAAAAUGGCCGUUGCUGAGAAAUUUGCAGAUCAACUUGACACUUGGAGGUAUCCCGUGUUUACUGUUGGUCCAGAUGAAGAAGCUCUCAAGCAAAGAAUUUUACAGAAUACAUACCUUGAAAACAUAAAUAUAACUGCUUAUGAUUGGGAUGAACAUUGCUCUGCGGUUGAUUCCGUUCUUGAGAAAAUAUUGCUUAUAUUGAAAAAAUAUGCGAAUAAGGAAUAUGAAGGAUUGAUUAUCCAUGGUAGCCUAAAGCAAGGAAGUUCUAGAGAAGGACUGAAAGUCAAUGAUGCUCUAGAGUUUGACUGUUUAGUUCAUUUUGAAAUAGAAGGCAUGCAGGUGACAAAAUGUCCGGUCUUUGAUUAUUCUGAAGAAGAAAUGCCUGAGUUCAUUAAAUUACGCGUCGAAAACCCAGAAUAUUUGUUAAGAAUCUAUCCGUGGUUGCGCCGCUGUAAGAUUUUUACCAAAGGAGGAUUAAAUGAUACAAAUUGCUAUGUAAAUACAAAAAAAUUACAAGAAAAAGUGUUCAAGGCAUUGGUAGACAAAACUCGUGAACAUAUCUUUAAGCGAUUGACGCCUGAAGAUAGAAUAAUUUAUACAUAUCGACGGUCUGUUAAACCACCAUCGUUCCCGAUACAAAUUAGUUUAGACCGGGAAAUAUCAUAUGCUGGCGAUGUGUACACAAGAGUAACACUUCAAGGUGCCACACUACCGGGACAAAGGAAGAUACCAACGUUGGACAUUGAUAUUGUUCCUGCAUUGUUAUUGCGUAAGGACUACGUCCCCAAUCCGUAUACAGUGAACAAUAGAAAUUGCGAGAAGGAAAUGACGUGCGCAGUUUAUGGAGUAAUGAAAUGGACACAAAGACUGCACGAAUCUGAACUAACCAUUGAUCGUGAGUAUAUCUGGAGGGAAUCUACAUGUGGAUAUGAAAAACUUAUCUGUGACGUUGGACGGAGAAAUCCUAGUCAACGUUACUUGAUGACAGCAUGUCGUAUCGUCAAAUCUUAUGUCACGGGAAUAAAAUCGAAUCGUCGAGAAACAGAUCAAUUACAUUGUGUUGCUGUUUCGUACUUCUUGAAAAAUAUAUGUUUUCAUUGUAUUGUUCUACUGACUGUUCCAAGCAAGACCAAAUCACUUUCAGGAGUAAAAGAGGCGCUUGGAUAUUUUCUGCAAUUUCUUGAAUUAUGCAUAAACAGUCGCAAUCUUCCCCAUUUUUUCUAUGGUAAUCCAUGGGUUCAUGUUAUGUUCCCUAAUUGCACAUUUGGAAGUAAUAAGCCGGAAAAGAACCUAUACGGAAGAAUAUGUAAGAAUACAUUUAUUAAUGCCGAAAAAGCUUUUCGAAAGAUGCUGCAAGAUUUAAAAGGAUUGUAUACAGAACUUGACUCAUUGGAUCCUGACCGUGUAGGACCAUUCAAAGAAUUACUUGGUCUUACGCAUGAGUAUCGAGUGCCAGAGUAAACUAUCAGUAACUUUGAGGCUAUUUCAUCGUGUGCACUGUUUGUUUUGUGCGUUAUUGUUUAUGGAAUAUUAGUAGCUGUUCUAACACGUGACACAACGGAGUCCUUAUCUUAGUGCAUUAUUGUAAAAUUGGAACACAAUCCUUCACAAUAAACACUUUUUAUACGACCGCAAAAAUUGAAAUUUUUUUGGUCGUAUAUUGCUAUCACGUUGGCGUAUUCGACGUCGUCGUCGUCGUCGUCGUCCGAAUACUUUUAGUUUUCGCACUCUAACUUUAGUAAAAGUGAAUAGAAAUCUAUGAAAUUUUAACACAAGGUUUAUGACCACAACAGGAAGGUUGGGAUUGAUUUUGGGAGUUUUGAUCCAAACAUUUUAGGAAUAAGGGGCAAAAAAGGGCCCAAAUAAGCAUUUUCUUGGUUUUCGCACAAUAACUUUAGUUUAAGUGAAUAAAAAUCAAUGAAAUUUAGACACAAGGUUUAUGACCACAAAAGGAAUGUUGGUAUUGAUUUUGGGAGUUUUGGUUCCAACAGUUUAGGAAUAAGGGAAUAAAAUAAGCAUUUUUCUUGGUUUUCGCACCAUAACUUUAGUAUAAGUAAAGAGAAAUCUAUGAAAUUUAAACAAAAGGUUUAUGACCAUAAAAGGAAGGUUGGUAUUGACCCCAAAGGGUCCAAAAUUAAACUAUGUUUGAUUUCAUCAAAAAUUGAAUAAUUGGGGUUCUUUGAUAUGCCGAAUCUAACUGUGUAUGUAGAUUCUUAAUUUUUGGUCCCGUUUUCAAAUUGGUCUACAUUAAAGGUCCAAAGGGUCCAAAAUUAAACUUAGUUUGAUUGUGACAAAAAUUGAAUCCUUGGGGUUCUUUGAUAUACUGAAUCUAAAAAUGUACUUAGAUUUUUUAUUAUUGGCCCAAUUUUCAAGUUGGUCCAAAUCGGGGUCCAAAAUUAAAUUUUGUUUGAUAUAAUCAAAAAUUGAAUAAAUUGGGCUCUUUGAUAUGCCAAAUCUAACUGUGUAUGUAGAUUCUUAAUUUUUGGUCCUGUUUUCAGAUUGGUCUACAUUAAAGUCCAAAGGGUCCAAAAUUAAACUUAGUUUGAUUUUAACAAAAAUUGAAUUCUUGAGGUUCUUAUUUGAUAUGCUGAAUCCAAACAUGUACUUAGAUUUUUUAUUAUGGGCCCAGUUUUCUAGUUUGUCCAAAUCAGCAUCCAAAAUUAUUAUAUUAAGUAUUGUGCAAUAGCAAGAAAUUUUCAAUUGCACAGUACUCAGCAAUAACAAGAAAUAUUCAAUUGCACAGUAUUGUGCAAUAGCAAGAAAUUUUCAAUUGCAUGUAGUAUUUCGCAAAAGCAAGAAAUCUUCAAUUGCACAGUCAAUAGCAUGUAUUUUCAAUUGCACAGUAUUGCGCAAUAGCAAGAAAUUUCAAUUGGAGUUAUCUUUCUUUGUCCAGAAUAGUAGUUGAAUCAACUAAAAUCAUUGUUUUAUACAAUAUACAAUGUAUAUUCAAUUUUACUACCAACUGAUAAAUUAAAACAAUCUUUACCAUUCAGUGAUAACAAGCACUUUUUUACAUUUUAAUAUUUUAUGAUGUAUUUAAAUGAGUAAUUAUUGUUGCAAACUACAUUAAAAUUUGAAUUGAGAUUGGUUUUGGAAUAAAGGAAAGGGGGAUGUGAAAAAAAAAUUGGGGGGGGGGGUCAAUUUUUCUCAUUUGAAAUUAAAUAAAUAAAAAGAAAAUUUUCUUUCAUUUUUUUGAGAGGAUUAAUAUUCAACAGCAUAGUCAAUUGCUCAAAGGCAUAACAAAAAAUUUAAGUUCAUUAGACCACAUUCAUUCUGUGUCAGAAACCUAUGCUGUGUCAACUAUUUAAUCACAAUCCAAAUUUAGAGCUCAAUCCAGCUUGAAUGUUGUGUCCAUACUUGCCCCAGCCGUUCAGGGUUCAACCUCUGCGGUCGUAUAAAGCUGCGCCCUGCG
Messenger RNA from Mytilus trossulus (common blue mussel), 3683 nucleotides. RefSeq lists its product as uncharacterized. NCBI's taxonomy places the organism in Eukaryota, Metazoa, Mollusca, Bivalvia, Mytilida, Mytilidae. The record is from RefSeq and is a predicted model, not a curated record. The transcript is spliced from 3 exons. Bases 275 to 1732 code for a protein of 485 amino acids.